AUGUCAGCUAGGUUGGCCAUAAUCCCGAGGGUUCACUUCACGCCAAGCCUAAACUAUUUCUACAAUAAUUCCAAUAAGUUACUAAAACUUGAGAGAGGUUUCAUUCUGAAUCAAUUUUUAUCCCUGCGAAGAAAGCACAUACCUGCUGAACGGAUCGCCGAACCCGCCCAUCUAGUAUAUGAAGACAAAAAGGCAACCUCAUUCGGUGAAGUUGCAACGAAGGUUUUAAGCUGUCAGGACUCUGAUGCUAGGCUGUCGCAGAAGUUGACCGACCCCACGAAUACGAAACAGACAAUUCCUUUUCCGAUCAAACCCAAAGCAAACACGAACCAGAAGAAGAUCAGAAAAUCCAAAGGCUUGCUUAAUCCAUAUGUAAAAUUAACAAAGCCCAACUUAACAGUUUUGGUAACAUUAAGUUCGAUCUGCUCUUAUGCAAUUUCCCCAAACUCUGUGUCCAUUACCGAGCUUGCUUUUCUAACACUCGGAACAGCUUUAUGUUCGGGCUCUGCCAAUGCGAUAAAUAUGGGUAGAGAACCGGAGUUUGAUAAAAGGAUGAUGCGAACUUCCAUGAGACCUGUAGUUACAGGUUUGGUGACGCCGAGACAAGCGUACCAAUUUGCUCUAGUAACGGGCGCCAUAGGUUGCACAAUUUUGUGCUUUGGCGUCAAUCCUACUGUGUCAUUAUUGGGCUUCUUGAACAUAGGCCUCUAUGCAUGGAUUUAUACGUCGUUGAAACGACGUUCAAUUGUCAACACAUGGGUGGGUGCGGUUGUGGGAGCUAUACCACCCCUUAUGGGUUGGGCUGCUUCUUCAUCUCUCACUCAUCCUGGAAGCUGGUGCUUGGCAGCCCUUUUGUAUGCAUGGCAAUUUCCCCAUUUCAAUGCACUCUCUCACAAUAUUGCGGAACAGUAUAAAAGCGCAGGGUACGUGAUGGCUGCUGCAGAAAACCCGAAAUUAAAUGCUAGAGUUGCAUUACGAUACUCUCUUCUCAUGUUCCCAAUUUGCUUCGGUUUAAGUUAUUACGGUGUCACAGAUUGGUAUUUCCAAAUUGAUUCUGCCAUCGCAAACGCAUGGAUGACUGUGCUCGCUUACAGGUUCUGGAACCAACAACGGAAGAACCACGCGAGGGGUAACCAUCCAACACCAGAAGCUAUUCAAAUGGCUAAUUUUCAUGCGAAAAAACUUUUUUGGUGCUCAGUUUGGCAAUUACCAGCUGUGCUAAUCUUGGCGAUGUUGCACAAGAAGGGUCAGUGGGACCGUCUCGAAAAAUAUUUAGGCUUUGGAGUAGCACCAGAGAAAGGUACUGAACUACCAUCAAUAUAA
Messenger RNA from Clavispora lusitaniae ATCC 42720, 1323 nucleotides. Its product is annotated as protoheme IX farnesyltransferase. NCBI's taxonomy places the organism in Eukaryota, Fungi, Ascomycota, Pichiomycetes, Serinales, Metschnikowiaceae. The record is from RefSeq and is a predicted model, not a curated record. Gene Ontology annotation, molecular function: protoheme IX farnesyltransferase activity. Gene Ontology annotation, cellular component: membrane; mitochondrion. Gene Ontology annotation, biological process: heme A biosynthetic process.